Molecule: messenger RNA, 1589 nt
Organism: Cottoperca gobio
Lineage: Eukaryota; Metazoa; Chordata; Actinopteri; Perciformes; Bovichtidae
Product: torsin-1A-like
Biological process (GO): protein localization to nucleus; nuclear membrane organization
Cellular component (GO): nuclear envelope; endoplasmic reticulum lumen; endoplasmic reticulum
Molecular function (GO): kinesin binding; ATP hydrolysis activity; ATP binding
Source: RefSeq, a predicted model, not a curated record
AUGAAAGCGACACAUUUAUAUUUGUUGUUGCAAGUUUUUCUGUCAGCCAGUGUUCUGGUUCACACGUUCGCUCCGUUAAAUCUGGCUGUAGGGGUCGGUGCUCUUCUGUGGCGGAAGAUUGACAGUUAUUUACAUGAAACUUGCCAUCCUAAAUGGAUAGCUCUCGAUGCAACAGGUCUCCAGGUUGACCUGGGAAAUAAAAUGUUUGGACAGCACAUUGCGUCGCGCAUCAUCCUGCAAGCUGUGAACGAAUUCAUGACCAACGACAACCCGAAGAAGCCCCUGGUGCUCUCUCUGCACGGAUCGUCCGGCACAGGGAAGAACUUUGUCAGUCAGCUGAUUGCUGAUAACAUUUACAAAGAGGGAAUGGACAGCAACUUUGUUCAUAUGUUCACAUCUACACUUCACUUCCCACAUUCAAGUCAUUUGGACACCUACAAGUCUCAGCUACAGCAGUGGAUCAAAGGCAAUGUCAGCAACUGUGCACAGUCCAUGUUCAUCUUUGAUGAGAUGGACAAGAUGCAUCCCAGCUUGAUUGAUAGCAUAAAGCCGUAUCUGGACUACUACCACAAGCUGGAUGGAGUUUCUUAUCGGAAAGCCAUCUUCAUCUUCCUCAGUAAUGCUGGAGGGGAGAUCAUCGCACAGACGGCUUUAGAUUUCUGGAAAGCAGGACGAGAUCGAGAAAAGAUCGAGCUGAAAGACCUGGAAACAUUGCUCUCUCUAGAAGCGUUCAACAACAAGAAAAGUGGCUUGUCGCAUUCGAGUUUGAUUGACAAUAACCUGGUGGACUUUUUCGUCCCGUUUCUGCCCCUGGAGUACCGACACGUCGUCCAGUGUGUCAUGGCCGAGAUGAAAGCCAGAGGACUUCGGCCAGACCGCGGUGUGGCAGACCGGCUGGCGAAAGAUGUCGUCUAUUUUCCCAAAUCUGAGAGAGUUUUCUCUUCACAAGGCUGCAAGACGAUAGAAAAGAAGCUGAAAUUCUACCUAUAAUGUCAGCAUCUGAUGGCCGCUGUGUUCGAGCACUUUAAAACAAGAAAAGAAAAGAAAAACCUCUCAGCCAAAUGACUAAAGAGAGGAAGUGAAGGGUGGAGGGGUGUAGAUAAAGCACAUUUAAAACAUUUUUUGUUAUCUACAAACAAUUUCCCGACCCCCCUGCAGUACCUAUUGGAUCUAUAAAUGCAUAAAUUGUUACAGUAACUUUAUUCCGGAGCAUGCAAUGCUGUGCGUCUGAUUCCAAAAUGGAGACCGGCCUCUAAGCGUUCGAUUGACACCUCAUUUGAGCCAAUAGGAGCUUCCAUGCCUUAUCUACAGCCUUCAAUAGCCAAUGAGUGUCAACUUGAUAAGGAAGUGCCAGCCCCUCUUCUUUUGUUUACAGACCAAGCCAAUAGCAACCGAGUCUCCCGAUGACUGGCGUAUCGUGUAGCCAAUGAAACGCUGAAGAUUUAGACAUAUCAGUUCAAUAGGUUUUAUUUUACAAAUGUUAUUAUUUUUUUCAUAAUUGUAUUUUAUUAUAUUCAAAAUACAAAAAACCCCACAAAUAUAUUACAAGAAAUGUGUUUAUACUUCACUUACUUUGUGUCAUUACUACU